UGUACGUCAUAACUUUUUUCUGUGCUACAUUUCAGCCAUGACUACCAAAGAUUAUCCAUCAUUAUGGGGCUUUGGAACAACAAAAACAUUUAAAAUUCCUGUUGAACAUUUGGAUUUCAAGUACAUUGAAAAAUGUGCAGAUGUUAAACACUUAGAAAAAAUUCUUUGUGUGCUCAGGUCUGGUGAGGAAGGAUAUUAUCCUGAACUUACGGAAUUUUGUGAAAAGCGCCUUAAAGGCUUGGCUCCUGGAAGUAGAGCUUUGAGGAAAGAUAAACCUGCAGCGACAGCAUCCAGUUUUACAGCAGAAGAAUGGGAAAAAAUUGACGGUGAUAUAAAGAGUUGGGUAUCAGAAAUUAAAAAUGAAGAAAAUAAAAUACACUUUCACGAAAUGGAAACAUUUCCAGCAACGGAAGGUAAUUUGCCUCCAGUUCGUGGUUCAAAUGGCCGUCUUCAUGUCAGUAAGGAAAAAUAUUCUAAUAGUAGACCAACUAAAAAGAAAAUCCCAAGGGAUUAUGCAGAAUGGGAUAAAUUUGACGUCGAAAAAGAAUGUUCAAAAAUUGAUGAAGAUUACAAAGAAAAAGCUGUAGUAAACAACAAGUCACAUUUGUCUAAAAUUGAGAGAAGAAUAGACACAGCAGGUCUAACUGAGAAGGAAAAGAUUUUCCUUGCUACUCGUGAAAAGGAAAAAGGAAAUGAAGCUUUCAAUUCAGGAGAUUAUGAGGAGGCUGUGAUGUAUUAUACUAGGAGUCUAUCAGUGCUGCCCACUGUGGCGGCCUAUAACAACCGCGCUCAAGCAGAACUCAAGCUACAGAACUGGAACAGUGCUUUUCAGGAUUGUGAAAAGGUGUUGGAGUUGGAACCUGGAAACUUAAAGGCUCUUCUACGCCGUGCCACUACAUAUAAACAUCAAAACAAGCUCCAGGAAGCUCUAGAAGAUUUGAAAAAAGUACUGAAUGUGGAACCUGAUAAUGAAUUGGCCAAGAAGACCUCGUUGGAGGUUGAGAGAGAUCUGAAAAAUUCUAAACCUGCAUCUAAGACUCAAACCAAAGGGAAAAGAAUGGUACUCGAGGACGUAGAAAACUCAGAGGAUGAAGGUGGAAAGGACAGCAGAGGAAAACAUGAAGACGGCAGUGGAGAUUGUUUUGACUAUCCUGGACUCCUUGAAAUUCCAUACUGGGCUGGCAGCGCCGCGGAAUGCGGAGUGGGCGCGCGGGCGGGGCGCGUCCUCAGCCUUCCCGCGGGGGCUUUCCCUGCCAGGCGGGCCGCCGCGGGCACGGUGCCUUCCCGGGGCGCCGCAUUAGGCGGGGACUGCGGUGUCCCCUGGGGACCGCAGUCUCGUGCUGGAAGUGGAGGUGCAGAUGAUCUAAGUAUCUUAUAUUCAAAUAGAGCAGCGUGUUACCUAAAAGAAGGAAACUGCAGCGGCUGCAUUCAAGAUUGUAACAGGGCUCUGGAACUUCAUCCAUUCUCCAUCAAACCUCUUCUUCGACGAGCAAUGGCCUAUGAAACUUUAGAGCAGUAUCAGAAAGCUUAUGUGGAUUAUAAAACAGUGUUGCAAAUGGACUGCACAAUCCAGCUAGCGAAUGACAGUAUUAACAGGAUAACAAGAAUUUUAAUGAAUCUGGAUGGACCAAGCUGGCGGGAGAAGCUGUCACCCAUUCCUGCUGUGCCCACUUCUGCGCAUUUGCGAGCUUGGCAGCCUGCCACAGAGACACCCCCGGACCGCGGGGGCGACUCCUGCAGCCGUCCCCAGCCUGGCAUUGCAGAUGAAAAAAUGUUUAAAACCCUUAAAGAAGAAGGAAAUCAAUGUGUAAAGGACAAAAACUAUAAAGAUGCCCUUAGUAAAUACAGUGAAUGCUUAAAGAUUAACAACAAGGAAUGUGCCAUUUAUACAAACAGAGCUCUGUGUUACUUGAAGCUGUGCCAGUUUGAAGAGGCAAAGCAGGACUGUGAUCGGGCGCUUGAGAUAGACCACGGACACGUGAAGGCGUGCUACCGGCGCGCUCUGGCUCACAAAGGACUCGAGGAUUAUCAGAAAAGUUUAAAUGAUCUCAAUAAAGUUCUUCUGCUGGAUUCAAGUAUUAUUGAGGCAAAGAUGGAACUGGAAGAGGUAACCAGACUCCUUAACGUUAAGGAUAAUGCAUCAUUCAACAAAGAGAAAGAGAGAAGGAAAAUUGAAAUCCAAGAGGUGCACGAAGGCCAUGAUGAAGAGCCUGAAAGGACCGCUGAGGAGGUGGCCGGGGACUGCCUGGCCGCUGGGAAGGGGGACGCGGCCAGCGGGCCGCCGCCGGCGCACUGCGAGCCGCUCCCGAUCGCCAGGCCUCGCAACGCCUAUGAAUUCGGUCAGGUCCUGAGCGCCCUCAGCGCGAGGAACGAGAGGCAGGCCUGUGCGCACCUUCUAGCCGUCACUGAGCCGGGAGACUUGCCGGGGCUGCUGAGUAACAAACUCGAAGGGGAUACGUUCCUCCUGCUCAUUCAGGCUCUGAAAAAUCACCUCCUUGAGAAAGAGCCGUCGCUGGUGUAUCAGCAUCUUUUAUAUCUCAGUUCAGCAGAAAGGUUCAAGAUGAUGUUGACACUAAUCAGCAAGGGCCAGAGCGAGCAGAUUGCACAGCUCUUUGAUGACCUCUCCGACACACCAGACGAACGUUAUUCUUUAGAGGAUGUGCAGGCCCUAAGAAGGAAGUAUGAGCUCUAAGUCAGGGCGGCUGUGCUGUUUCUCCCACACGCGUGUGAGUCCGGGUAGCGCUAAUGGGAUGGGAGUGUAAUCGCACUGCAUGGAUAAAACCGGGUUUAGAAGGUCCUUUGGUCUGGACUAAAAAUAUUUUAUGAAUUUUUAUAUAUAGAACAUUAUAUUCUACAAUAUGCUUUUUAUUAGUUGUAAAUAUUUUCCUACAUACCAGAGCAAACAUCUUUGUAUUUAAUAAUAAGUAUAUUUGGGACUUGUGUAAUAUAAAUUAAAAUGUACUUUAACAUUUUCUUUUAAUAACUCGUUAAAAAUUUGAGUUACAUUUCUUUGGGCUAUACAGGAUUCCUUUCAGUGUUGAUAUGAAUGUAUUUAAAAGUGAAAAUCAUAAAUAGUGAUAUUAUAUCACCUUUAUUUCCUGCCAUGAUAGAUAAAAAUACUGUUUUUAUACUACUUGUGGAUUACAGUCUGCUGAGGUGACAUGUGCUCUUAAAUCAUAUAUGAAAUGAUUUAAUACAUUGUGAUUAUUAGAACUAUAAGAGGAACUUACUUUUUUUCUUACAUGGAAAUAUUGCCUAAUAAUUAAAGAACAAAAAUUGGCAAAAAUUUCUACUUUUUACUACAUUUUUAACAGCUGUGUAAAGCAGACUAAGCCUGCGUUGUCACCUCCACGUUUAGACAUCGUCUUCACCCUUUUCCCCCUUCCUUUAAGCAUGACCACAUUUAUUCCCUUAAUGGAAAAGGGAAAGUGAAGAAACCUUAUUAAAAUCUCCUGUUAACUGGGUUAAAGUAGAGGUGUUUCUUACAAUAAAACAUUCAUGUCUCUUUAGUCAGA
Messenger RNA from Suricata suricatta (meerkat), 3515 nucleotides. RefSeq names its product sperm associated antigen 1 (gene SPAG1). Lineage: Eukaryota; Metazoa; Chordata; Mammalia; Carnivora; Herpestidae. Gene Ontology annotation, cellular component: mitochondrion; cytosol. Bases 38 to 2692 code for a protein of 884 amino acids. Gene Ontology annotation, molecular function: heat shock protein binding. The transcript has 19 exons. The record is from RefSeq and is a predicted model, not a curated record.